Pelmatolapia mariae (spotted tilapia) is the source of this 4832-nucleotide messenger RNA. It is a transcript of the gene satb2, whose product is annotated as SATB homeobox 2. Lineage: Eukaryota; Metazoa; Chordata; Actinopteri; Cichliformes; Cichlidae. The coding region runs from base 196 to 2895 and encodes 899 amino acids. Gene Ontology annotation, biological process: chromatin remodeling; regulation of transcription by RNA polymerase II. Gene Ontology annotation, molecular function: RNA polymerase II cis-regulatory region sequence-specific DNA binding; DNA-binding transcription factor activity, RNA polymerase II-specific. The record is from RefSeq and is a predicted model, not a curated record. The transcript has 15 exons.
GAAGUUGAAGUGGUUUUACGAGUCAGUACCCAGCAGCACAAGACCCGCGUGAUCCAGGAGUCGAAUCAAAGCCCAGCCCUGGAUUCAAUACUCCUGAUCAAUGGACAGAGCCUCCUCAGCGGGCAGCAGCGCUACAGACACGUCGUAAACAACUCAUUCUCUCUGGCUGGAGAUCCUCUGGGAGCCUGGAGGAGGAUGGAGCGAGGAGGGGAGAGUCCCAUCACCCAGGACAGUCCCGAGCAGAGGGGGGGCAGCCCGGAUCUCAGCGGCCUCCCACCACCGGGGAAGAAAGGCCGGUUGGAGCUCAACGGGAGUCCCACUGGGCCACGAAUACGCCACAACGGAGCCCCACCGAGACCCCUCGGAGGUCUGAUGAUUCCAGUCUUCUGUGUGGUGGAGCAGUCAGAUGGAGGGAUCCAGACAGACGGAUGCGAGGGACGAGAGGAGCACGCAGAGUUUGUCCUGGUCAGGAAGGAUAUUCUCUUCUCUCAGCUGGUGGAGACAGCUCUGCUGGCCCUCGGGUACUCCCACAGCUCUGCAGCACAAGCCCAGGGCAUCAUAAAGGUGGGAAAGUGGAAUCCUCUUCCCAUUCACUUUUUGACUGAUGCUCCAGAAGCAACAGUUGCUGACAUGUUGAUGGAGGUUUACCACAUGGUCACAUUACGCAUUCAACUACAAAGUUUUUCAAAGCUGGAGGAUCUGCCCUGCGAACAGUGGAACCAUGCAACUGUCAGGAAUGCUCUCAAAGAGCUUCUAAAGGAAAUGAACCAAAGUACUCUGGCCAAAGAGUGUCCUCUAUCACAGAGCAUGAUUUCCUCCAUAGUGAACAGUUCCUACUAUGCCAACGUGUCCACUGCCAAAUGUCAAGAAUUCGGUCGUUGGUACAAGAAGUAUAAAAAAAUCAAAGGAGAUUACUUGGAGAAGAUGUGGUCUGGACGAGAUGCUGCUGACAUAAAAAUUGAGAGAGACAACAUGGCCGACUUCUGUGUGUUGGGCCAGAGACCUCCACCUCAUCUGGCUGGCCUGGCACAGCUCGGUCACCUGGGAGCCAGCAGCCCCCUCCUCAAAUCUCCAGAUUCGCAGGCACCCUCCCAGACACCUCAGCAACCACCUCCUCCUCCUCAGCAGCAGCCCUCACCUCACGGUCCCCUCCAUCACAGCCCUCCUCUCCGUACAGGGCAGGUGCCUCCUCCUCCCCCACCUCCGCCGCCUGGUGCCCUGCAGCCCCUGCUGGGCCCAGGUGGACUGCUCUCUCCUCAACUCUCCCCGCAGCUGGUACGGCAACAGCUCGCCAUGGCCCACCUCAUCAACCAGCAGCUAGCCGUGAGCCGCCUGCUGGCUCACCAGCACCCUCAAGCUCUCAACCAACAGUUUCUGAACCACCCGCCGAUCCCACGGGGUUCAUCCAAAGCUGGCGGUGACCACCCUGGAAGCAACCCCUCUGCUUCUGAAGUCUCCUCUGAAAUCUACCAGCAGGUCAGGGAUGAGCUGAAGAGAGCUAGCGUGUCCCAGGCUGUGUUCGCCCGUGUGGCUUUCAACCGUACACAGGGCCUGCUCUCAGAGAUCCUGAGGAAGGAGGAGGACCCUCGCACGGCCUCGCAGUCUCUGCUGGUGAAUUUGAAGGCCAUGCAGAACUUCCUCAACCUGCCUGAGAGCGAGCGAGACCGAAUCUACCAGGAAGAGAGAGAGCGCACCAUGAACCCCUCAGUCGGCCUUCCCCCCUCCAACUCCUCCAACCCCGGCGCACCACGCCUUUCACAGAAAGUGUGGGAGAGGAGCUUGGAGGACCAGAAAAUCCCAGAUACCUGGGCCUCAAUCUGGAAGAACAAGGCCAAGAUCUGUAACUCUCCCAAGCCGUCUGGCCCGCCCUCCGACCUCCCGCUGAAGCUGGAGUCACUGGUCAACAUUACAUCAGGCAUCUAUGAUGAAAUUCAGCAAGAGAUGAAGCGAGCCAAAGUGUCCCAAGCUCUGUUCGCAAAGGUGGCGGCCAACAAAAGCCAGGGCUGGCUGUGCGAGCUACUUCGGUGGAAGGAGAACCCCAGCCCUGAGAACCGCACUCUGUGGGAGAACCUGUGCACCAUCAGGAGGUUCCUGACGCUGCCGCAGGCCGACAGAGAUCUUGCGUACGAGGAGGAGUCCAGACACCAUCACACCGAGAGGCUGCACACCGUCCUCCACAUGCCACAGGACACACAGCUCUUUUGCCUUUCUCGCCAGGCACUUCACAGGCCACCCCCAGGCCCCAUGAAGGAGCAUCACCUGUCUCCAAUGCGUGAAGAACCAUUGUCUGCCCCAGCGAAUGAAGAGAGGUCACAGAAUAUGGGUGGAGGACCUACAGGUGUUGCAUCUGGCACUGUUGGCGGUGCUGGAAGCAACAAGAAGCCCCGAUCGCGCACCAAGAUUUCUCUAGAGGCCCUGGGUAUCCUGCAGAGCUUCAUCCAGGAUGUGGGCCUGUAUCCAGACCAGGAGGCUAUUCAUACUUUGUCCGCACAGCUUGACCUACCCAAACACACCAUCAUCAAGUUCUUCCAGAACCAGCGGUAUCAUGUCAAGCACCACGGCCGCCUCAAAGAUCUGGGCGAGGGUGCUGCCGCCACUGGAGGGGUUGAUGUCAGCGAGUACAGGGAAGAGGAAUUGCUUUCGGGCUCAGAGGACCCAGAGUCGAGCGAGGAUGGGGCUGAGGAGAUCUACCAGCCCACUGAGGGGAACAGUGGGAGCAGUGGGGGGCUGAACCAGCCUCCGACAUCCUCCAGCUCCAACUCCAGCCAGUCGUCUUUAGGGCCCAGUGCGGCUCAGGAGGAGGGCAAGGACAAGGGGCAAGGCAGGCUUAGUGGACCUCUUGCACCCGGGAGCUCCUCAUCCAGUCCUCGAGAGCAGGCUGACUACCAGAGGUAGAGACUGACGAACGGAGAGGACAGAGAUAAAGAGAGAAGCACGAGAAACGUAUGUUCUGUGAUAGGAAGUGAGGAAUUACUCAUGAAAUUAUGGAGGGUGGCAGCAUAGGAAGGUUAACGUCUACCCAGGCACAUUAACCAAGACAGCAUUGGGCUGAAACACUGUACAUCUGAAAUGAUCAGACAGACUGUGUACAGUACCAAACGCAGAUUUGUAGAGUGAAAUUACCUCAGUAGAAGAAAACAGGUUAUUGGUGUGCUGUGAUACGGCAGUAGUUGUAUAAAUGUGAAAGAAUACUCCCCCGAGGAACGUUUAAAUAAUUCACCCCAGAUUUUCAUUCGUAGGAAAUACUUUUUCUACUCCGACCUCGAAACAAUCGCACCAAUUUAUCCUAAUCAGCCAGGAAAGCCACGCUCCAUGCUCCUCCUCUUUAAAGACAGAGCACAGUCAUAUAGAACUUAAAUGGUGGGCUGGGUCCUCGACAAAAACGACGAAAUCCUCAGGACACACGCUGAUGUUGCUAAUGCUUUUGCCUGCCUGAGACCGCAGGUACACAGCACUCUCUGUGCAUCUUCAAGCUUUAUUUCAUUGUGGUAAAGAGGUGAAGGCCGACACACACACACACAUACUCCCUGCCUCUGCCUCACAGUCACACUCCAGAAUAGUCCAAUCUAGCACUUACUGAUCACAAGGACCCUGAUAUUUAGUGGAUGUGCUGUAUUCUUGUCCCCCUUCUCCUGUCCAUCUGUCUCGCCGCUCAAAGCUGCAAAAGACAAACUGUUUAAAACUGAGUGUGGAGAGGAGCAGUGGACAGUCUGGCAGGAGGACAGCGAAGAGGAUGUGGCGUGGAGGGACCCUCACAUUUGUGUGCAAGAGGGAAAAAAUGUUAGGAAAGGAGAGACAGAGCAGCAAACAAUCAGUCUUUUUCUAUGUGGUAGUCCACCCCUUCCACUCUUCCUCUCCAUCUCACUCUCUCCCUCCCGCCUCCUCUCCUCUCUCUAAUUGGUGCCCACAGUCUUGUGUUUCACCACACCUACCCGCACUUAAACUUCACCAACCCUAUUUAUUGCUAUCUUUAUCCAUGAUUAUUAUUAUCAUUAUUGUUAUUAUUGUUGUUAUUAUGGUUAGAGAUGCUGUCAUUGCGUGCUAUUUUUAGUUUUUAUUUCCAUGGUUUUAAAUAUUGGUUUGCAGAACUGGGCGGUUGUUUGGAUAACAAGAGACAUUAAGAGUGCCCUGCCCUACAAGAAGAGGAAGAAGAGGAGCGGAGAGAGUAAAAGAAAAUAAAAGAAGCAGUUACUGAGUGUUAUUGGGUGAAAAAAAAAUGCCCUGUCAAGUCGUAUUAUGCCAGUUUUCUUUGGUUUUUUUAUAGUUCUUUUUCACAUAAAUAGAAAAUUUGCUGGAAAAAAAAGAAGAAAGUAAAAAUGUACUUUUUUCUGCAGUUGAUGACAAUCUACUUUUAUGAGCCAUUAAAGAAAUGUGGCAGGUUUGACUCUGUUCUUCACUUUUAAUGUCUGUAAAUACCCGACAUGGGAUAAAUUGUUGUUGAUAUACUUUUAUUUUGCUGAGUGACUUUAAUUGUUUGAGCCAGUUUGGAGAUUUUUUUUUCCUUAAGACAACUCAGUGGAAUCGGUUCAUUUUAUUGUGAAAAGCAAAUUCAGUCACAAGACUAUUUAAAAAGAAAGCAAAUAUCUUUUUUAUUUCUUUCUUUGUUUGGUGUCUCUUGCAGAUGUUUAAGUAAAUAGUAUGUUGGAAACAAUAUCUGAGCAUGGAUAGCGUCUCGUUUGACUAUCCCGAUUGGCUGCUACACUCAGAAAGACGACCUGCCUUUUUAAUUUUUACGUCAAUCACUCUAUAUCAUUACGUUGUGCUUUUCUGUAUGACAGGAAUCAGGGUUAGACUCAAAUGCAGUUCUGAUGAAAUCUUAGUUCAGUUCAGUG